AAACAAAUUUUCACGAAAUGAAAUUGUUAUAAAGUCCCCCCACAAACCGAAAUGGCGGCCAAAUGCAUAGACAUCGAAGUCGAACAAUCCAACGCUAACACAAGCGCAGACAACAUCAUACAGCUCCAAACAUAUCAACUUCAAUAAUGCUUUCCUCUGCAAUUUCUUUGAAGCCCUUCCUUCAGUCACUCGUCAUUGAUCGUUAUGCUCAGAGCUCGACUGCUGCAACCAGGUGGGAGUGUUUGGGAUUUAACAAGUCAGAAAAUUUCAGUACCAAGAGAGUGUUGUCUACUGAAGGGUUCAAGCUGAGUUGCUUGGUUGAUAACAGAGAGAUGGAGGUGGAGUCGUCAUCAUCAUCUUUUGUGGACGAUGCUGUCGUGAGCUUAAGUGAAGAGGAUUUAGGGGAGCCUAGUAUCUCUACAAUAGUGAUGAAUUUUGAGAACAAGUUUGAUCCUUUUGGAGCAAUUAGCACCCCACUUUACCAAACUGCUACUUUUAAGCAGCCUUCUGCAAUAGAAAACGGUCCCUAUGACUAUACUAGAAGUGGAAAUCCUACCCGGGAUGCUUUAGAAAGUUUACUGGCAAAACUUGAUAAAGCAGAUAGAGCCUUGUGCUUCACCAGCGGAAUGGCCGCUUUGACUGCUGUUGUUCAUCUCGUUGGAACUGGUGAGGAAAUUGUUGCUGGAGAUGAUGUAUAUGGGGGCUCAGAUAGGUUGCUGUCUCAAGUAGUUCCAAGGACUGGAAUUGUGGUGAAACGGGUAAAUACAAGUGAUCUGAAUGAGGUUGCAUCUGCCAUUGGACCCAGGACUAAGCUUGUGUGGCUUGAGAGUCCAACCAAUCCUCGGCUACAAAUUUCUGAUAUUCGAAAAAUAGCAGAGAUGGCUCAUUCACAUGGGGCUCUUGUGUUAGUGGACAACAGUAUCAUGUCACCUGUAUUGUCGUGGCCAUUAGAACUUGGAGCAGAUAUUGUCAUGCACUCAGCUACAAAAUUUAUUGGUGGACAUAGUGACAUUAUGGCUGGUGUGCUUGCUGUGAAGGGUGAAAAGUUGGGAAAGGAAUUGUAUUUCUUGCAGAAUGCGGAGGGUUCAGGCUUAGCCCCAUUUGACUGUUGGCUUUGUAUGCGAGGAAUCAAGACAAUGGCCCUGAGAGUAGAAAAGCAACAGGAUAAUGCACAAAAGAUUGCUGAGUUCCUUGCUUCCCAUCCUCGAGUUAAGAAAGUGAAUUAUGCUGGCUUACCUGGUCAUCCCGGUCGUGAUUUACACUAUUCUCAGGCAAAGGGUGCAGGAUCUGUGCUUAGCUUCUUGACUGGUUCACUGCCACUUUCAAGGCAUAUUGUUGAAACCACCAAAUACUUCAGCAUAACCGUCAGCUUUGGGAGUGUUAAGUCCCUUAUCAGCAUGCCAUGCUUUAUGUCACAUGCAAGCAUACCUUCUGCAGUUCGUGAGGCCAGGGGGUUGACUGAAGAUCUUAUACGUAUAUCUGUGGGGAUUGAGGAUGUCAAUGAUCUCAUUUCUGAUCUAGACAAUGCACUAAGAACAGGGCCUCUUUAAUUUUUUUUCUAUAAUAUUCAUCCUGAAGAUGUUGAGGAUUUGGGAGCAUUGUUAUCCUGUGUUUGGAUGCUCGAGGGUGGAAAUUUUAAGUGUUUCUUCUUAUAUGCAUGUAAACUAAAUCAACAUUUUCCGUGAUUACUGUCCUCGCCUCCACUGAUAUGGGGUCAUUCAAGUUUUUAAAGAUUAGUGAAAGUAUUGUCCUAUGAAGAUUCAAAGAGCCUAGUACAAAUUUGUCA
Messenger RNA from Vigna unguiculata (cowpea), 1786 nucleotides. RefSeq names its product cystathionine beta-lyase (gene CBL). Gene Ontology annotation, cellular component: cytoplasm. Gene Ontology annotation, molecular function: cysteine-S-conjugate beta-lyase activity; pyridoxal phosphate binding. Gene Ontology annotation, biological process: transsulfuration; 'de novo' L-methionine biosynthetic process. Lineage: Eukaryota; Viridiplantae; Streptophyta; Magnoliopsida; Fabales; Fabaceae. The record is from RefSeq and is a predicted model, not a curated record.